Molecule: messenger RNA, 5481 nt
Organism: Lymnaea stagnalis (great pond snail)
Lineage: Eukaryota; Metazoa; Mollusca; Gastropoda; Lymnaeidae
Source: the annotation of a GenBank genome assembly
CUGCUCUGCACAACAUCAAUUUGCGCAUUACUGGGAGAAAGCCACUAUGAAAUCGUAGCGAACCCCAACCUUUUAUUUUGUGUGUGAGAGUGAUUGUUUGUGUGAAAUUGAUGUUCUAAGAACGAAAGUUUCAUCUACAAACAUUGUUUUGAAAUAAUUACGUAAGUAUUAUAUGUAACAUAUUGUGUGUUAGUUUUCUUUGAUUACAUUUUGCUACUUUUAAUGUUACCUGUCGCCUAUAUUAGGCCAACCGAGGUCGGCUAUAUUGAACGGUACUGUGAAUUAUUUUUUGUAAAGUAAGUACAGAUCAGGUAGAAAUGUCUUUCUAGCCUCGGCUCCAAUAGAAAUUUGAGUAAGCCCACAAUUUUUAUAGUUUGUUUAAAUCUAAUAACCGAAAUGUAGAAAAUAAACCUUUUACUUUGACAUUAUUGCAAUUAACAUAGUCAUAGUCAUAGUAUGUAGCCAAUAACAAUUCUUCUAGUCUUGUAUAAGUUGUGUGUUAGUCACGUUCGGUAUUGUUAAUUAAGCAGUGAGUGUAGUUAGUGCCAUAUGGCAUAUGGCAAGGCAUAUUGUUGUAAUUUACUUCCUUGUACCGCGAACCGGUAAGUAGAUUUGGUGUUUCACCCUUGUCACAGCCAAAAAGUUAAUUAUAAUUAUACAGAUUUAUUUAUUUUAGACAUGCUCAUAGUUUUGAAAAAGAAAUACAGAUUAUUUGGUCUUCCUCCAACUCCCAAGUGUGACUAGGUAGACUAGGCCUGUUUUAAAAUACGAAUGCCUUUAAAAUAUUUAUUGAGCUAAAUUAUUAUUUGUUUUAAAAAUUAACCUAAGCCUAAGGGCAGGAUAAAUUAACUGUCAAAUUUUGGUUGUUAGGGCCCUGAGUGGUCAUUACAAUGUUCAAUUGUGAUGUUAACCAAUAUCUGUAAUGUAUUGUAUUGUAGCGGUAACGAAGCUCCUAUUUGGAAAUAAAUGAAAAGGUCUAAAAGCAGUUGUUUUAUGUAACUUUUACACUUCAUCUAUUAAUUUGAAGAUUAUUUAUUAAACUAGUAGCGAUAUGGUUUUAAAUAUUUUUUUUAUUCAAUCCCAGGUUGUGUACCAAGCUCAACUUUCGACGAAAAUUGUAAAUUUGGAAAGAAUUCACAUCUUUCUUCUUCAUUUAUAUUCGUGAUGAGAAAAGAAAUUGAUAAGGCAGUGGAGACAUUCCACAGGAUCGCUUUUGGAACCAAAAAGAAUGGGACUAAAAUUAUUUCUGAAAGUAAACUUGCGUCUUUCAUAACAGUCCUUACAGAACUGUUAUUAGCCAGAUAUGAGAAAAACUGGUUUCUAGAUAAUCCAGAAAGAGGUAGCGGCUUUCGUUGUAUCAGAGUCAACACUCAGAGCAUCGACCCAACAAUUCUGGAAUGUUUGAAAAGAUCAAAAAUUGGAAUACCUAAGUGCUUAUCUCAUACAGAAUUGACUAUUUGGGUUGACCCUGGUGUUGUGUCUUUUAGAAUCGGUGAAGAUGGUAGCAUUGGGUCUGAGGUGGUAGAUGAGGAAGUAUACAACACUAGUCUCAAAUCCAAAAUGUCAAGCCAGAGAUCGAAUUCUGAAUCUGAUGAAGGCUUCUCGUCUCGCAGUUCUAGUCCAGAGUCUUCGGCUUCUGAGCGCUCGGGGUCUGUUAGCCCACCUAUGAGUAGGUCCCCUGUCCUUACCCCUGCUAAGUCCAGUAGUCCACUGCCACCAGCUGCAAUGGAGUACAAUCCAUAUUCCCCACCCGUCCAGGUAUCUUAUCCCCAUCGCUCUCAAACUCCCUCGCAGCAGAUCGCAGGUCUGUCUCCUUCCGCUCGUCACUUUCAGCCAUCUGGAUCUCAGAGUCGACCCUUGAUGUCCCAUACCUCCAUGACUUCUUCUCCUCAAGGCGACUUCUUGGCUGGUCAGGGUCACAUUCCAAUAUCAUCAACUCAGCGUUCGUCGUCAUACUCUCGACCUAGAUCCCUGUUCCCAUCUAUGGAGAGCGGCAGCAUGUCACAUGGUUCUGUGAUGGAUGGGUUUGGAAAGGUGGCUUUUAACCCAUACUCCAUGCCAAUGAACUAUGGCGCUAACCUGCACCAACCCAGCUUUUAUGACAUUCCAGCCAUGGCAUAGUGGUUAUUACUGAAUAUCUAUAAUUGUGUGUGUGUUUAUUAGUUACUUUCCAUUUUAGUAAUAGUAAUUGUACAUCCAUUUUUCAAGAGACCUAGGCAGGUGGAAAUUGAAAAUAUACUUUCAAUGUUUUCUGUCUUUAUAAACUUUAUAUUCUAAGUGUAAUAUUCUCAAUAUAAUUUUACCUCUAAUUUUAAUUUGGCAUAUCCUUAAGCCCAAGAGUUUUGGUAUGUGUUUUCAGGCAAAUUAUGCUGCAAAGAAAUUGGAUUAAAACAAGAUAACUCGGAAUAAGUGUUGACUUCGCCCUGCGAGUUUUUAAGUGGCUAUAACUGUAACGUAAGCUAUUGUUUAUUAGGUAUUUUCAUGUGUGAAAAUUUCAUAUCAGAAUCUGCUGUAGUUAAACUUGUUCUCAGCAAUUCCGAGCAUAAGGAAUCUUCCAGGAAGUGCAUUUACUUCAAUGAGUGCCAUUUUUUUUUUAAAUUUUAUGGGCAAGGUUUUUCACAAAUAGCAGCAAUAACUUGGGGUUUAAGGAUAUUUAUUCUAUUUUAUUUCUUAAGUGUUUUUUUUUUUGUCUUAAAUAUUUUUUUGUCAAUGCCCAGGUCAAUGUUCUGAAGUAUGGCUGGUUAAAAUUAUUUUGAAACAUUAAAACAAAUCUGGUCUGUGCUGGAACAAUUUUAUUUUUGUUGUGGAAUUAUGCCCACUUUCACAACCAUACUUCAUACUCAUUUGAUCUGGGGGUAAAAACUAAAGCAAAAUUAUAUCUUACAAAAAUAUUGCCAGAAAGCCAAAAUUAGAAACCCUUUUUUUUUUUUCAAUUUUGGACGCAGAGUCAUGGGUUGGGUGGUCUUUGAGUUGUGGACAUUUUGAAGAUGACUAGGUCCUUACAUUUUAUUGUGAUUUUGUAUUCAUAUUGCAGCAGGUCAUUUCCUCUCCAUAUAACUGUAAAAUUUGUAAAGGUAUAUCUUAUCAUGAUCAUGAUGGACAUGUAUAUUAAGUAUAAGAAAAAACUUUCUGUGCAGUUUUCCAUAGUUGAUUAUGCAAUGCGUCAUGUACAUAACAUUGUACACCAGAUGAAUUUUGUCUCAUUGUUUGUUGACCAGGUAGUAAAUAGGAGUGUUGAUCUCAGGUUUGAAAUGGCAGUUAAGAAGUUGGUAAUAAUUUUAUGACAUGAGUACAUACAUAUAUAAAUAAUUGUCAUCGUUAUAAAUAUAUAUAUAUAAAUAUAUUAAUAGUAGAUCAUUUUGAACAAUGGUGUAAACUAUCUUCAGUUAAGCGGCUCCAGACCACAAAAACUGUGAUACAUUUUGAUGCCUUCACAUUAUGAUAUUAGUCAUUAUGUUGCGUGUCACCUGUUAAAAUCACACAUUGUUGUUAUCCAUACGCUUUCAGCCAUUAUUUUUAUGUCACCUAACAUCUGCCGCUAAACUGAAGAGUACGUUAAUCUGCAGUAAUUACUAAAUCAAUGAGCAGCUUUUUAAGAGUAUUAUUAAAAAAUGGAGUUUUUAUUAUAUAUAUAUAUUUAUGUAUAAACAUGGACACGAUCUUACAUAUGGAUAUAAUCAUGAAUGAGACACUUGGCUGCUAUCUUUUCAUGUGAGCAGACGGAACCAAAAUUUGAUGAGAAUGUGCUGGAGCAUGUUUUUGUGUGGAGUAUCUAUUAUACCUAUUCCAUGUUUGUCCUGACACAAUUUGUAUGAAGAUUGAGUUUGUACAUACACCACCAACUCAUGUGUAAAAUUUCAUUUAUUUAUACUGAUGGACCACUAGCAGGAUUUAGUUGGCUGAUUACCACUGAAACUCACAAUACAGGUUUUAUUAGCAUUUAAAAAAAAAAAUGGUGCUUUGGUGGUAUACUUUCACUUUGAACAGUUCAUAAAUUGACCAGUGUUUUAGAGACAUGUAUUUUUUUUUUGGGCCUGCGCUCAUGUUUCUUCCCUUCAUCUGCGCUAAGGCAUUUUAAUGAAAUUAUAGUCUUUCAGUUUUUCGCUCAUUGAUGUUACUGCUGUUCUGGACAUUUGAUUCUGUAAUUAAUUUUCAAGAUGUGUAGUAAAGGACUUAGAAUUUUAAUACAAAUUGUUUUGCCAUGUGUGACUUUAACUAUGCCUACAGGAGUUAAAGCUCAAAAUGUAUAAUGCUCUCAUAUCAUGGUUUGUUCAUGAAAAACUGCAAUCCACUGCCUAUAUAUGUAUAAAGUAUCAUAGGUCCCUAUUUAUGGUUCCAUAACAAUUCAGGUAGCCAUAUUUUAUGUAUAAGGUUUUGCAUGGAACUUGCACGCAUGAAUGGAUUAUUCUGCCUGUAAAUAUGUCAUUUUCAAAAGGCAUGUCUGCUCUGAAAAUAACAGAUUUUUAAUUUGUACAUCAAAUUUUAAGGUUUUUAGUUAGUGCUCAGUAUUUUAAAGUUUAAGUUUUUAAUAAAAGGGCAUGUCCGAUAUUUAUAGCUGCAUAUUAAACUAUGCCUUUCCAGUUUUCUUAAUUUCGUUUUCGCAAUGCACAUAGGCUGCAUUUGCUAAAGGCUAGUGAAUAUUUCAUGCAUAUUUUUAGCAUGUGGGAGCAUUAUACAUAACAAGCAUGUGUUGGUUUUUGUUUCAUUAAAAAAAAUAUUUUGGUGAGAAUUAUGAACAUAUCAGUUGCAUGUUCCUUUAAGAAUUUACUGCACUAACUUUUGUUCACCUUGUUUUUACUUGAAGCAGCAGUUCCCAAGCAAAUUACUUCAACAUUUUCUGACAGUGUGCACCAUUUUAUUUCGAUUAAAUUCUUAUAACAAAGUUGAUGUGUGACUAUUUUAGCCACAAGAUUUUAAACACAUUACCAACUAAAAUUGGGGUUAAUUUUAAAUUAAAAAAAAAAAGUAUCUAACAACUAAGUGAUUGUUUGGGAACCAUAAACAGUAUUGCUUUGGCUCUAAUUCCAUGUUGUAGGACUUACUUGUGUGCUCAGUAAUAUGAUCUCCACAUGAAUGUUGUUUGUGCAUGACAUGAAAAGAUAUCUUGCCCAAGAGCAAUCUGAUGUAAUGGAAGUUGAUGGCUGAGUAAUUAUGACGGAGAUUGUUUUUUUUAUAAUGACUUCCCUUGUUGUUGACUAGUCACAAUUAAAAGAUGCAAUGGCAGAGCUGUUAAUGGUGAUGCUGUGGCGGCUUGGCUUUGUGGCACUUAACCCUGUACUGUGUUCAAACAAAUUUUGAUUCAAAAUUCACUGUAAUGCUAUUGACUGAUUAACUAUGGACUUUAUGAAGAGCAGGUUUAACCCUGAUGUAAAUUGCUUUAUCUUGCACUAUAUGAUAAAAAAACAGACAAAAAAAAGAAAUUGUACAGAUAAUGAUGUUUGAUGAUGUCACAUGAAUAAACUUGCUUUAGUUUGAAAUAUU